AUGAAAAAAGUAACAAAUCAGCUUGUGAAACAGCAAUUUCCAGCCAAACACUUCAAGCUCCUGGUCGUUGGAGGUGGUGCCGGUGGUCUUGGUGCCGCGAGCAAGUUCGCUCGAAAACUGCCACGUGGCAGUGUCGGAAUUAUCGAACCACAUGAGGAUCACUAUUACCAACCUGGUUUCACUCUGGUCGGUGGUGGAUUGAUGAGUCUGAAGGAGACGACUAGAAAACAGGAGAAACUGAUUCCCAGUGGUGCCAAGUGGAUUCGAAAUGAAGUUGUAUUAUUUACACCUACACAGAAUAUGGUCACAUUGGAUGGAGGAGAGGAUAUCAGCUAUGAUUAUAUGGUGGUGGCAAUGGGAGCGCAUUUGAGGUUUGAUAAGAUAAAAGGAGCACUAGAAGCGCUGGAAACUCCAGGAGUGUGCUCCAACUAUUCACCAUUCCACGUGGAGAAACACUACAGAGAAGUGAUGAAUUUUCAGGGUGGAAAUGCGAUUUACACCUACCCAAACGGCCCGAUAAAAUGUGCAGGAGCCCCACAAAAAGCUUGUUAUAUCACUGAUUCAAUUCUGAGACAACGAGAAGUUAGAGAGAAUGCUCAUAUGAUUUAUGCGACCAGUUUGGACAAGAUUUUUGGUGUCGAAAACUACGUAAAACCAUUGGAGAAAGUGGCCCAGGAGAAAGAUAUAGAUGUGCGAACGAGAAGAAAUUUGAUAGAAAUCGAUACUUCUAAAAAUUCUGCUACUUUCCAGUUACUGGAUGAAGAUGGAGCAGCGACAGAAGAGACGGAGAAAAUUGAGUACUCCCUUCUUCAUAUUGGACCACCUUGCUCAGCUCCAAAAGCUCUUCGAAAAUCACCGUUUGCUGAUAAGUCUGGAUUUAUGGAUGUGGAUGAUGGAACGUUGCAGUCCAACAGAUUCCCAAAUGUAUUCGGAGUUGGUGACUGUAUGAAUACACCAAAUGCCAAAACAGCGGCGUCUGUAUCUUCUCAUCUGAAGACGUUGGAUAGAAACUUGACAUUAGCAAUGCUAGGAAGGAAACCGUAUUUCAAGUACGAUGGCUACGCUUCCUGUCCAUUGGUUGUCAGUAAAAAUCGUGUGAUUUUGGCUGAAUUCAAUUCAAAUGGAACAUUGGAAACCACACCAUUGAAUCAGAAGAAACCAGCGUAUUGGGCGUUUUUAAUGAAAAAAUAUUUGAUGCCAGCACUAUAUUGGAAUGGGUUGAUUAGAGGAUACUGGAAUGGACCAGCGACGAUUCGGAAGUUUUCAAGAUUGGUGGAUUCGAAAAAUCGUAAAGGGAUCCUAUGA
Molecule: messenger RNA, 1305 nt
Organism: Caenorhabditis briggsae
Lineage: Eukaryota; Metazoa; Nematoda; Chromadorea; Rhabditida; Rhabditidae
Exons: 7
Coding region: 1-1305 (434 amino acids)
Cellular component (GO): mitochondrion
Molecular function (GO): FAD binding; sulfide:quinone oxidoreductase activity
Source: RefSeq, a predicted model, not a curated record